Molecule: messenger RNA, 918 nt
Organism: Paraglomus occultum
Lineage: Eukaryota; Fungi; Glomeromycota; Glomeromycetes; Paraglomerales; Paraglomeraceae
Source: the annotation of a GenBank genome assembly
AUGUCACUGAGUCCUUACGACUUGCAGAGUAACUAUGGAGACGUCACUCCAAUCGACCAGGACGACGGUCCCUCUCCGAUCGCUCCUAUAGCCUACUCGACAGAAUACUCGACGGCAAUGUCAUACUUUCGCGCGCUGGUUCGAAAUAACGAAAUGAGCAAACGUGCACUGGAUUUAACGAGCGAAAUUAUAAAGCAUAACCCCGCGCAUUACACAGUAUGGAAUUACCGACAGCAGAUUCUUUUUGCAUUGAACGAGAAUUUGACAGCAGAACUUGACUUUAUCAAAAGGCUAGCGAGGGAUAACCCCAAGAAUUAUCAGCUAUGGUACCAUCGUCAGGUGAUUGUCGAAAAGCUUUCAGACUGUUCAAACGAAGUAGCAUUUGUAAACGAAGUGUUAGACGACGAUGCGAAGAAUUAUCAUGCCUGGUCCUACAGGCAAUGGAUUAAUACUCAUUUCAACCUUUGGGAUGAUGAACUACCCUUCAUCGACAAAUUGCUGAAUGAUGACGUUCGCAACAAUUCGGCAUGGAAUUAUCGAUAUUUUGUUGUAUUUCACGAUCCGGAUGUCGCUGAAGAAAAUCUUAUUGAGUCUGAAAUCAAUUAUACUAUGGAGAAGAUAAGACAAACGCCAAAUAAUAUUAGCCCGUGGAACUAUUUGAGAGGUAUCCUAGAGAAAUCAUCUCGCGACAUUCAGGAACUCGAAUCUUUUUGUAAAGAAUUCACUGAUAAUGAUAUCAACUCGCCUCAUGCUAUGGGCUGGCUUGUUGAUAUUUACGGGAAUCGCGCCAAAAAUGGUGACGAACAAGCAAAAGAGGACGCUAUCAAGAUCUGUGAAAGCCUGGCAAACACACAUGAUACGAUAAGAAAGGCGUACUGGGAGUAUCGUAAAGACGAACUCGCUACUCCGUCAUCGUAA